Molecule: messenger RNA, 3533 nt
Organism: Spea bombifrons (plains spadefoot toad)
Lineage: Eukaryota; Metazoa; Chordata; Amphibia; Anura; Pelobatidae
Gene: CORO7
Product: coronin 7
Exons: 28
Coding region: 146-2866 (906 amino acids)
Molecular function (GO): protein binding
Source: RefSeq, a predicted model, not a curated record
GACUCUGGGGAAGGAUAGAGUGAGAAAGGAAGCGAAAGGCAGGCGGCAAGAUACAGAUAGCUGGACAGAUUGAAGGAGAAGCAGACAGACGGUCUCAGGGACAGACUAACAGCAGCUCAGGGACAGACAGAGUGCUGUCUGCAUCAUGAACCGCUUCAGGACAUCCAAAUUCAAGAACUGCAUACCCAAGAUCCCCAAAAAACAGGACUGGAUCGGGGAUAUUGGCGCGGCCUCGUCUUCAUCCAAUGGGAACAAUAUCAAGUGCGGGCAGCGGCUGAUCGCGUAUAACACGGAGAGCGCAGGGGUCCUGGGAAUCACCCCGCUGGAGGUCUGCAACGGAGAGAAGAGGUCAUUUUCUCGGCUUCACUGUCACUCAGACUUGGUGUCCGAUUUUGCUUUCUCUCCGUUUAACGACAACCUGCUGGUCACCGGAUCCAACGAUCAGACGGUGAAGCUGUGGGAUGUCGCCAAGCCAGGGGACGAGGGUGGCCCCGCCGGUGUCCUGCCGGGGAUCGGCGCACCAGUGCGGGCUCUGCAGUUCCACCCUGCGGCAGAUGGCCUCCUUGUAACCGCGGCCGGGAAGACGGCGCAGAUAUGGGAUAUCUCCCGCGAGGCCAGCUUAGCAGCCCUGGAUUUACAUGGAGACCAGGUGCAGAGUGUUAGCUGGAGUCAGGAUGGGUUCCUGUUGGGGACAACCUGUAAAGACAAGAGGCUGAGGGUCUUUGAUGUCCGGAAGAAUACGGCAGCCUGCCAGGACACACAAGGCCAUGAUAAUAACAAGGACUCUCGGGUACAGUGGACGAGUUCCGGCAACCACCUGUUAACAUCGGGAUUUAACCAGGUCCGGGAGCGAGAGCUGCUGCUUUGGGAUCUUCGGAACUUCAGCCGCCCAUCGGCAACCUUCUCGCUGGAUGCCUCCUCAGGGCUUCUCAUCCCUCUGUAUGACGCCGACACGGGAUUGCUGAUUCUCGGGGCUCAGGGUGAAGGGACUGUGUACUGUAUGGAGGUCAGCACCGAGCCCCCCGCGUUAAUGCAGAUCUCGCAGUGUGUCACGGAGGAGCAGUCGCGUGGCCUGGCCUUGGUUCCCAAGCUGUGUCUCGAUGUGAUGAGCUGUGAGGUUCUGCGCCUUCUCCAGCUGACUGACAGGUUCAUUAUUCCCAUCAGUUACAGCAUCCAGCGCAAGUCUGUAAAGGAGUUCCAGGCUGAUCUGUUCCCGGACACAGCUGGCUUUACCUCUGCCCUCUCAGCUCAGAGCUGGUGGGAAGGAGACAACAAGCAAGUGCAGAAAGUCUCCCUGGACCCGUCCCGCAAGCCGUCCACCGCUUGCCAGUUAAACCUCAAAAAACAGGCCAGUCCGAAGCAGCAGGACGUUGUGUCACCCAGUGCCGACCCGAGUGUUGGUAGCGGUCUCUCCUCUCCCUCCAGCUCCGUCACCAGCCCCUCUAGUGGAAUCGUUUCCAGCGCCAGCCAGCGCUCAUUGCAGAACAUUUUGGGUCCCAGCUCACGUUUCCGUCACAUUCAGGGAACCGUCCUGCAUCGUGACAACCAUAUCAGCAACCUGCGUGGGGUGAGCCAGAGCACGCCAGGGGAGAGUGAUGGGUUCUGCCUAAACUACCAGCGCUUGGCGCUCCCGUUGGCUGGUCCUGGGGGUCAAGUAGCCGUGUUGGAGCUGUCGCAAACCGGACGUCUCCCGGACACACUGCCCACUGUCCAGAACACGGUGCCGGUGACGGAUCUCGCCUGGGACCCUUUCAACCCUCACAGACUGGUAACCGGGUGUGAAGAUGGACGCAUACGUGUUUGGCAGAUUCCAGAGAACGGUCUGACGGAGACCCUUACGGAACCGCAGACUGUGCUCACUGGCCACAACGAGCGGAUUUACACCGUGCGAUUUCAUCCUUGCGCCUCUGACAUCCUUGCGUCAUCUUCUUAUGACCUGACCGUGCGAGUCUGGGACCUUCAGACCGGAAAAGAAGUCCUGAAGCUGCAAGGACACGAGGAUCAGAUCUUCUCUCUGGCCUGGAGUCCAGACGGUAGAUUCCUGGCCACUUGCAGCAAAGACCAGCGCGUCCGGAUAUAUGAGCCGCGGAUCUCCGAUCAGCCGCGUCAGGACGGAGCUGGACCUGAAGGAGCGCGGGGUGCUCGAGUUCUUUGGGUGUGUGAUGGGAAGUACCUGCUGGUCUCUGGAUUUGACUGCCGAAGCGAGCGCCUGUUGUCCCUGUACAGCACGGAGGACUUGAAACGGGGUCCGAUUAUCUCUCUGAGCCUCGAUGUAUCCCCAUCCACACUCAUCCCCCACUACGAUCCGGACACCAGCCUCCUGCUGCUUACUGGGAAGGGUGACACCAGGGUCUUUCUGUAUGAGGUUCUACCAGAGUCUCCUUACUUUCUGGAAUGUAAUAGCUUCAGCUCCAGCGAUCCACAUAAGGGUCUGCAGUUCCUGAGGAAGGUGGAUUGUUCCGUGGGUGAUGUAGAGGUUUUGCGAUCUGUGCGGCUCAGUCCCAGUUCCCUGGAGCCUGUGGCCUUCCGAGUACCACGUGUCAAGAAAGAGUUCUUCCAAGAUGAUGUUUUCCCACCAUCACGGGUCAGCUGGGAACCAGCUUUGUCUGCAGAUAAAUGGCUGAGUGGGAAAGACCAGCAACAGCGCAGUAUUAACCUGUGUCCUGAAGGCAUGAUACCAGUGAGCAAGGCUCCUAAAGAAGCCCCCAUCAGAAAGAUUCUUCCAUCGUCUGUCUACCUGCAGGAGAAGAGCGACGAGCAAAAGAAAGAGGAGCUUCUGAAUGCUAUGGUAGCGAAGCUGGGAAAUCGAGAUGACCCCCUACCCCAAGACGCCUUUGAAGGGGUGGAUGAGGAUGAAUGGGAUUAGACGUGACCUCCCGUGCCCCCCAGCUGCCUCCUCGCCCCCAGCCCUCUCCCGUCUAACUGGAAAUCCUUUGGAAGGCAGCUGAGCUUCUGAUACAUUCCAAGGCCGGGGUAAAAUAAACUCAGGACAAGAUGUUUACGCACACCCUGCAUUCCUAACCAGUCAGAAACGAGACUUCCCUCCGCCCCGGGCCAUGUCUUCGAACGCACAGACUGUUAAUUGGCAGCAUUAUUCCCCCCGCCGUGCCACAUGAUGAGGGCACCUCGCUGUAGUGUCAAUUAGCGGGAGCUGAGGACCUUUGGUGCCGCAAGCAUUUUUGCAGCUUUAUCCACCCAACAUUGGACAAUCAGUUCAAAAUACAUCCCAGCUUACUGGAACGGCCCUUCCCAGCUGGAGGUUCCAUUAAAGACAUCAUCAGGAUCACCGACUUACCAUGUCAAAGGAGAGUCCAUGGAUGGGCCCAGAGACUGUAGAACAUGUCCAGCACAUUCCCAGAUACUGUUCUUAUAGAAAGAAUUACAAUACAGUCGUAUCGGGGUCUCCAGCAGCCUCCUAACCUCAUGUUUACCUGCCGUGUAGAAGCCAUAUAUGUUACUAACACACGGGUUGCCAAAUCUGCCCCUCCGAGCAGGGCAAGCUCCGCAACUUCUAAUAAAAUCCAUACAAAGCA